UCGGACAAACGCAGCCGUCACAAAAAAAAAAAAAAAAUCCAGUACUAAAAAUUGAUUGGCCUUCGCUCCACUCUUAGACCCGCCUCACUAACUCUCUGAUUGGACGGCAUCACUGUGGAAGUGUGUCAGUCAAUAGUUUUUUCGCUCAGUGACACUGCGGCUGUAUGUCCGGACAUGUAGAGCUCAUAGCGGCUUGGCCUUUGUUAGCGAGUCGCUGAGAAGAACCAGGGAAGCCGGAGGAGCCGCAUUCAUGCGCUUACAGGGAGGAAAAUGAUCAUCUGCACGAAAAACAUGGACUAUCGCCUUGGAACACAGUACCAGUUUGUUCAAAAUCAGUACCUCCUGCAGCCUGCGGGGGCCGCUGUUGUGGUGGCGCUGCUCUGCAUACAGGAGAACAACAGAGGAAUGUGUCAUUUAAACAUUUCUCAGAAAUAUGCUCUCAUUUGCCAGCCCAUAAAAAAAUCCCAUAGGCUUUCCUUAGACUCCAGCUGUGAAGUUGCUUGCCUUCGAGAACAAAUUCAAAAAUCACAGGAGGAGAUCAAGGAAAGAAAAGGAGACCGACUCCAUUCACAGACACUCCCACAUGCAGAUGUGGAGGAGGAGGACGAGGCGAUGUUCUCCGCAGACCCCUCCCGCUUCGUCACAGACCCAGAAUUCUGCUACCAGGAAUUUGCCAGACGGGAGGAGGACCAUUUCCAAGUAUUCCGGGUGCAGGACUAUUCAUGGGAGGAUCACGGCUUCUCGUUGGUGAACAGGCUCUACUCUGAUAUAGGGCACUUGUUAGACGAGCGAUUCCGCAGUGUGGCCUCCCUCCCUUUCCCUCACAGCCCCGAUCUCAAACGAGCCAUCUGGAACUACAUCCAUUGUAUCUACGGCAUCAGAUAUGAUGACUACGAUUAUGGGGAAGUCAGCCGGUUACUGGAGCGUGGACUGAAACUUUAUAUCAAAGCUGUGGCCUGCUAUCCUGACUCCAGCAAGACCCCUCUAUGCCCACUGUCCUGGGCCCCUGUCAAAGCUUCAGACAAGGUUCAUGUAAAUUUGUUAGUGAUGGAGGCACGUCUGCAGGCCGAGCUGCUGUACGCGCUCCGAGCCAUCACUCAAUACAUGAUCGCAUAGGACACGAGCGUUCAGCGCCACAGAGGGACAUGGUACAAAGAAAUACAAGCAGAGAUCUGUCUCUCCGUCUCUGUAUUUGUUGUCUCUGAGUUUACCGGUGUGACGUAAGGUACUGCUGUGAAACAUUUCUGUGCCAAAGGUGAAACUUUAGAAGAAAAAAGGUGUAAAGCAGUCGCUCUCAUUCUCCUUUGCAUGUGUUUCUCCUACUUCAUUUUGUUUCUGUAGUUGUCCUUUUGUGUGCGGACUCUUCUUUUUCUACCUUUCCUUUUUUUUUUUUUUAGUAUCUUUAU
Molecule: messenger RNA, 1406 nt
Organism: Sinocyclocheilus grahami
Lineage: Eukaryota; Metazoa; Chordata; Actinopteri; Cypriniformes; Cyprinidae
Product: sestrin-3-like
Exons: 7
Coding region: 271-1116 (281 amino acids)
Biological process (GO): positive regulation of macroautophagy; regulation of response to reactive oxygen species; cellular response to L-leucine
Cellular component (GO): nucleus
Molecular function (GO): L-leucine binding; oxidoreductase activity, acting on peroxide as acceptor
Source: RefSeq, a predicted model, not a curated record